Chaetomium strumarium is the source of this 2640-nucleotide messenger RNA. RefSeq names its product OPT oligopeptide transporter protein-domain-containing protein. Gene Ontology annotation, cellular component: plasma membrane. Gene Ontology annotation, molecular function: oligopeptide transmembrane transporter activity. The coding region runs from base 1 to 2640 and encodes 879 amino acids. The transcript has 4 exons. NCBI's taxonomy places the organism in Eukaryota, Fungi, Ascomycota, Sordariomycetes, Sordariales, Chaetomiaceae. Gene Ontology annotation, biological process: transmembrane transport. The record is from RefSeq and is a predicted model, not a curated record.
AUGGCGAGAAAGGCGGAAGCCACCGACCAAGUCGAGACGGUGCUGGAACCGGCGGCGCCGGGUUACGAUGCGGAAAAGACGCACCGGCGCAUCGGGGACGAGAUCCCGCACCGGCUGCUGGAGGAGCUGGCGCCCAACGGCGAGGGCGAGUACAUCCGCGACAGGGUCAACAACAUGACGGAGGAGGAGGCGCUGGCCAUCGUCGCGGAGUCGUACCGCUUCCACGCCGACGACUGGAACUUCCCGACCGAGAUGCGCGAGCGCAUGCGCCGGCUGCUCGAGGAAGGGCCCAAGCGGUACGGCGAGUGCUACGACCGUGACCUGCGCGUCGACGCCGUCAUGCUGAAGUACUCGUCCCCCUACCCGGGUGUCCGCGCCGUGGCCGAGAUCGUCGAUGAUACGGAUGUCCCCAUCGAGACGGCGCGGGCCUAUUUUCUGGGCAUCGCCUGGGCCGUUGUCGGGACCUUCAUGUCUACCUUCUUUAAUAGCAGGUUCCCGGGGAUCAGCCUCAGCGGGUCUGUGAUCCAGAUCCUACUGUAUCCCUGUGGCAGGGUGCUCGAGCGGCUGCUGCCGGACUGGGGCGUCACGCUGUUCGGCGUGCGCCACUCGCUCAACCCGGGGCCCUGGACGUUCAAGGAGCAGAUGUUUGCGACCAUCACGUACAACAUCGCCAUUUACACGACCAACUCGUACGGCAUGAUUCUGGUCCAGAAGAUGGACGUCUACUACGGCCUGGACUUCGUCACCUUCGGCUACCAGCUGAUGCUGACCCUCUUUGUCCAACUGAUGGGCAUGGGCUUUGCGGGCUACCUGCGGCGGUUCAGCGUCUACCCGGUCAAGGCGCUGUGGCCGACGAUCCUGCCGACCAUCGCCAUGAACCGGGCCCUGACGCGCCCGGAACCAAAAGAAAACAUCUACGGCUGGACCAUCUCGCGGUACAGGUUCUUCUACGUCUGCACCGUCUCCAUGUUCAUCUACUACUGGCUGCCGGGCUACCUGUUCACGGCGCUCUCGACCUUCAACUGGAUGACGUGGAUCGCGCCCGAGAACCUGACGCUCGCCAUCCUGACGGGCUCGUCGCUCGGCCUGGGAUUGUUCAACCCGGUGACGACGUUCGACUGGAACGUGGCGACCAGCUCGUACGCGGCGCUGGCCCAGCCCUUCUUCGCCACGUGCACCAUGUGGUGCGGCGCCGUGCUGGGCGGCGCCGUGAUCCUGGCCAUCUACUACGCCAACGUCAGCCACACGGCCUACCUGCCCAUCAACUCGUCGUCGGCCUUCGCCAACGACGGCACCCCCUACCACGUGCAGAGGGUCGUCGUCGGCCACAACCGGCUCGACGAGGCCCGGUACCAGGCCUACUCGCCGCCCUUCUACUCGGCCGGCUACAUCCUGACCGUCGGCGCCAACUUCGCCUUCUACCCGGUCUACUUCCUGUACAUCAUGGUCAACCAGUGGGCCACCGUCGGGCAGGCCUACGCCGACUUCUGGAGGGGGCUCCGCCACGGCCGCGGCAACUACGAGGGCGCCGCCAGCAUGAGGGACGUGCACUCCCGCCUGAUGGCCCGCUACCCGGAGGUGCCCGACUGGUGGUUCCUGCUGAUCCUCGCGCUGGCCGUCGCCGUGGCCUGCGCCUUCCUCUCCCUCUACCCGCUCGACACCCCGAUCUGGCUGGUCUUCCUGAUGAUCGGCAUCAACCUGGUCUUUGCCGUGCCUUUGUCCUUCCUGUCCGCCACGACGGGCACCAACCUCGGCCUCGGCUCGCUCAUCCAGGUCCUGACGGGCUACCUGCUCCCAGGAAACCCCAACGCCUUUCUCUUCGCCCAGACCCUCGGCUCGUGGGCCCUGGCCGGCUACGGGGAUAACUAUGUGCAGGACCAGAAGAUGGCGCACUACGUCAAGAUCGCGCCGCGGGCCGUGUUCCGCAGCCAGAUCGGCACCAUCGUGGUGACCUGCUUCGUGGCGGUGGCGACGCAGAAUUUCAUCAUGGGGAGUGUGGUGGGGUUGUGUACGCCGGACCAGCCCAGCCGGUUCACCUGUGCCAACGACGGCGCGCCGCUGUAUGCCAGCUCGCUGAUGUGGGGCCUGCUGGGGUCGGAGCGCAUGUUUGGCGCCAUGUACCCGAUGUUCAAGUGGUGCUUUCUGAUCGGCACGGGGAUCGCGCUCGUGUUUCUCGUCGGGCAGGGGCUGGGGCCCAAGUACCUCCCCGGCGUGAGGGAGAGGCUCAGGGGUCGGCUGUCCGAGAGGACGUUUGCGCUGCUGGAUAAGACCGUGUUCCCCUUGGUGGCGUCGCUGCUGUGGCUGAACCCCGUGCUGGUGAUUCAGGGGGUGCAGCACUGGGCGCCGUCGAACCUGUCGUACAAGACGCCCGGGUUUAUCCUGUCCUUCGUCUUCAUGUACUGGCUGCCGCGGCACCGGUUGGCGUGGUGGGAGAAGUACAACUAUCUCCUUUCCUCCGCGCUUACGGCGGGGGUUGCAAUCUCAGCGCUCAUAAUGUUCUUCGCCGUCGGGUACAACCCGGUCAAGCUGGACUGGUGGGGGAACCGGGUCAGCUCGGCGGGCAUGGAUGGGAGGAGCGUGGGCAUCCUGCCCAUUCCGGAGAGGGGAUAUUUCGGUCCGGAAAAGGGGAGCUUCCCUUAG